AUGAAGCUCACUUGGUUGGAGGCUGCUGCUUUGACAGCUGCUUCUGUAGCUAGUGCCCAGGAUGACCUCGCUUUCUCCCCGCCGUACUAUCCGUCUCCUUGGGCAAAUGGCCAAGGUGAAUGGGCCGAAUCAUACAAUCGCGCCGUCGAGAUUGUCUCUCAGAUGACGUUGGCGGAGAAGGUCAACAUUACAACUGGUACAGGAUGGCAGCUGGAAAAGUGUGUUGGACAAACAGGAAGCGUUCCUAGACUUGGACUAGGAUCAAUCUGUUUACAAGAUAGCCCUCUGGGUAUCCGUUUCUCGGACUCGAAUUCGGCGUUCCCUGCGGGCGUUAAUGUUGCCGCGACAUGGGAUCGGCAACUCGCCUACCUUCGUGGAGAGGCAAUGGGCCAAGAGUUUAGCGACAAGGGCAUCGAUGUGCAACUGGGCCCGGCAGCUGGCCCGCUCGGCAGACACCCCGACGGUGGUCGUAACUGGGAAGGUUUCUCUCCUGAUCCUGUUCUCUCUGGUGUAUUGUUUGCGGAUACCAUCAAAGGUAUCCAGGAUGCCGGUGUGGUCGCAACCGCGAAGCACUACCUCGUCAACGAGGAAGAGCAUUUCCGACAGGUGCCCGAGGCUAUUGGCUAUGGCUACAACAUCACCGACACUUUGAGUGAGAAUCUGGAUGAUAAGACCAUCCACGAACUAUAUGCUUGGCCCUUCGCUGAUGCCGUGCGUGCUGGCGUUGGUGCUGUCAUGUGCUCCUACCAACAGGCCAACAACAGCUACGGCUGCCAAAACAGCCACCUUAUCAACAAGGUGCUGAAGGCUGAAUUGGGAUACCAGGGAUUUGUUAUGAGCGACUGGUCUGCGACGCACAGCGGUGUCGGUGCAGCUCUGGCUGGAAUGGACAUGACAAUGCCCGGAGACAUUGCAUUCAACGACGGCUACUCGUACUUUGGACCCAACCUGACGAUCGGUGUCCUCAACGGCACCAUUCCCCAGUGGCGUGUGGACGACAUGGCUGUGCGCGUCAUGACUGCCUACUACAAGGUUGGCCGUGAUCGGCUCUACCAGCCCCCGAACUUCAGCUCCUGGACGAGAGCUGAGGAGGGAUUUGAGCACUUUGCUGUUUCGGAAGGCUCAUACGGAACCGUGAACGAGUUCGUUAACGUUCAGCGUGACCACGCUGAUAUCAUCCGUCGCGUGGCAGCGGAGGGUGUUGUGCUCCUGAAGAACCAUGGCUCACUACCGCUUACCGGCAAGGAGCGCAAUGUAGCUCUCCUUGGUGAAGAUGCGGGCUCGAACCCUGAUGGAGCUAACGGUUGUGAUGAUCGUGGAUGUAACCAAGGCACCCUAGCCAUGGGCUGGGGUAGUGGAACUGCAAACUUCCCGUACCUGAUCACCCCCGAGCAGGCGAUCCAGCAGGAAGUGAUCAAUGGCCGCGGCAAUGUGUUCACGGUGACCAAUAACUACGCCCUCGACAAGAUUGAAAAGACCGCUGCUGAGUCUACCGUCUCCCUUGUGUUUGUCAACGCCGAUGCGGGAGAAGGAUUCAUUAGCGUCGACGGAAAUGAAGGUGAUCGCAAGAACCUCACCCUGUGGGGGAAUGGCGAGAAUGUGAUCGAUGCCGCUGCAAGCAACUGCAACAACACCAUUGUCGUCAUUCACUCCGUCGGUGCCGUUCUAGUGGACAAGUUCUACGAACACCCCAACAUCACUGCCAUCCUCUGGGCCGGUCUUCCAGGCCAGGAAUCUGGAAACUCCCUUGCCGAUGUGCUCUAUGGCCGCGUCAAUCCUAGUGGAAAGACCCCAUUCACAUGGGGCAAGACUCGGGAGGCGUAUGGUGCUCCGCUACUGACUGAGGCCAACAACGGCAACGGCGCUCCGCAGACCGACCACACCGAAGGCGUUUUCAUCGACUACCGCCACUUUGACAAGACCAACCAGACCCCGAUUUACGAAUUUGGCCACGGUCUGAGCUACACCACAUUCAGUUACUCGAACCUAACCAUUCAAAAGCUGAAUGCUCUUAACUAUACCCCAACCACAGGCCAGACCAAGGCCGCGCCCACAUUCGGCAAGAUCGGUACGGCUGCGGACUACGUCUUUCCAGACAACAUCAAGCGGAUCAGACAGUUCAUUUAUCCCUACAUCAACUCAACCGAUCUUAAGGCGUCCUCCGCAGACCCCCACUAUGGAUGGGAUCACACCGAGUACAUCCCUGAGGGAGCUCGGGACGGCUCUCCACAAGCACUUCUUCCAUCCAGUGGAGCUCCUGGUGGAAACCCACGGCUCUGGGAUGACCUCUUCCGGGUCUCGGCCACGAUCAAGAACACAGGGUCCGUGCCCGGCAAGGAGGUUCCUCAACUGUAUGUUUCCCUUGGCGGGCCCAACGAGCCAAAGGUCGUCCUGCGCGGCUUCGACAAGCUCGAGAUUCGACCCGGUGAAGAGCGCGUGUUCACAGCUACGCUGACCCGCCGCGACUUGUCCAACUGGGACUCCGGGAAGGACAACUGGGUCAUCACACCCUACCCUAAGCGGGUGUUUGUUGGAAGCUCGUCUCGCAAGCUCACCCUUAGCGCGUCCCUGCCUAAGGUUCAGUAA
This is a messenger RNA of Aspergillus versicolor CBS 583.65, 2586 nucleotides long. Its product is annotated as beta-glucosidase. The transcript is spliced from 7 exons. Gene Ontology annotation, molecular function: beta-glucosidase activity. NCBI's taxonomy places the organism in Eukaryota, Fungi, Ascomycota, Eurotiomycetes, Eurotiales, Aspergillaceae. The coding region runs from base 1 to 2586 and encodes 861 amino acids. Gene Ontology annotation, biological process: glucan catabolic process. The record is from RefSeq and is a predicted model, not a curated record.